Messenger RNA from Aethina tumida (small hive beetle), 867 nucleotides. Its product is annotated as trypsin-1-like. The transcript is spliced from 3 exons. Gene Ontology annotation, biological process: proteolysis. The record is from RefSeq and is a predicted model, not a curated record. Bases 72 to 830 code for a protein of 252 amino acids. Lineage: Eukaryota; Metazoa; Arthropoda; Insecta; Coleoptera; Nitidulidae. Gene Ontology annotation, molecular function: serine-type endopeptidase activity.
CUUACUUGCACCUAUUUUAUUUUUGUAUAUAAGUUGGGAAACCAAUACUCAUUUUCAGAACAUAACGCACAAUGUCUCCGAUAAUUUGGUUAUUGCCGAUUGUCGCAUCUUGUUUAGGUGCUCCGGAAAACAGAACAGAGAUUCCCGAUGGAAAAAUCGUAGGAGGGCGCUCAGCUAAUAUUUUGGAGUAUCCAUAUCAACUAUCUUUACAAUAUCACGGAAAACACAUUUGCGGUGCUUCAAUUAUUGGUGAAAGAUGGGCUGUAACAGCGGCACAUUGCACUUACGGUAUGAAAGCUUCUGAUUUGUCUGUUAGAAGUGGAUCUUCCUACCGUGAAUAUGGUGGACAAGUAGUUAAAGUGGCUAUGAUUUUCCAAAAUUCUAAAUUUGAUUACUCAUUGCUCGACUCUGACAUUUCUAUACUGUUGCUGCAAACUGAGAUCAGAUUAGGGCCGGGCAGUGCAAUAAUUAGGCUUAUUGAUGACAAUGCGCACAUACCGGAAGGUUCCACAGCAACUAUUACAGGUUGGGGUACCUUGCAAGAGGGUGGUUCAUUGCCAGGCGUACUUCAGGUAGUCCAUGUACCGAUAGUGGACCACCAUCUGUGUAACAUGUUGUAUGGUAGACUUACUGAUAACAUGAUCUGCGCUGGUUUUAUGGAAGGUGGAAGAGAUGCUUGUCAAGGAGAUUCUGGAGGCCCUCUUGUGGUAAAUGGUGUUCUUGCUGGUAUCGUUUCAUUUGGAGAAGGAUGCGCUGAAGCAUAUAAGCCAGGUGUAUACACUAAUCUUUCUGCAAUGAGAGGAUAUAUUAGGAGAAUUACUGGAAUAUAGAAACACAUUGUUAUUUUUAUAGAAAAUAAAUAUAUUA